CGUUUUGCGUGUGCAACGAAUGAGCGGCUGUGCUCAGCGUCUAACGCGUUUAAACAAUAUCGAAUAAUUUGACGAAGAGAUAAUCAAUCAGACUGAAUUUGUAAUAAAACACAGAACGUGAUUUUUCCACGUGCACGUUGUGUAUAUUGGAGGAAUAUCGUUUAGACGCUUCCUGUGUGAUUAGCAGAUUUCGAGGCUCGCGCGUAGGUCGAUGCCCGAAAAUCGUCGGCCAAUCGACGCACGGCUCUCUCGUCGGGAACCAGUCAAGCACGUUGACAGAUAUGCAACGGCUGGUCGCAGGAGCUUGCAUAUUUCGAAUGGCAUUUUAUUGUGUGGAUAGCAACGUACCGCGUGCUAGUUCAGUCUAUUGGAUUAGACGAAAUUCUCGAGACGAUAGACCAGUUUUCGAAGAAAUGCGCGAUUUCGGUGCAAGUGCAACCCAUUUUGCGCAGUUUCCAUGACCCAGAUUACGAUGGGGAGUUCGCUCGCCUUUCGGAACAGCUGUUGGCCGCGCGAAGAUGUCGGCCGCGGGGAAACGCUUGGAUAUUUCGUGGACUGCGCGCGCCUCUUGGCGGCUUCGCCGCCACAAUUUUCAGGGCUGUAUCUACUCACAACAGAUUAGGCACCUAGCGAUUCUUCAAUUUCAUCGGGACGCGACACAACUUUUCUCUCAAUAAGCAUCUUUUUCGAAACUUUCCUGCGUAAUUUUCUCGUGACAGGUGAAUCCUGGCGUAAUGAAAGAAUUUAAUAACCGGAAACCAAAGAAAUGAAUUAUUACGAAAAGCAUGUUAAAAAUGUAAUGUGUACGAAAUUUUGUGUAUAUCAUCCUAUCUGGCUGCUAUGUUUUUUUUUAUGUAGUAUAUUAUCCGCAUAAAAUACUUCGUGUUGUUAUUCUAGUUUAUAAAAAGUUACGAGAAUUCCGUCGAUUUUGUGCUAAAUCGUCAUACACGGUGUAAUUAAAAUUCCAUAUGCUUUAAAAAUCAGAAUAGUAUUCGAACAAACGGAAGUUUGAAUGUGCGAAGUUUCUAUCGCUGUUAACGUUUCGGUAAUUUAUUAAUGUGACUUACAAGAAGUUGAUAUCGUGAAGUGCUCGAAUGAAACUUUGGCGGUAUGUUGUUCGAGAGUAUUCGUGUACUCUCUUUUCCAGUGUAUUUAUAUCUAUAGAUAUUAGCUGUUUUGUAAGAAACACGUUGUAUCUUAAAUAUUAAUAUAUUACGCGUAACUCACUCCAAUUAUUGUGAGAGUAUUGUCAUAAAAAUAACAUCGAUAAUGUAAACCGAUAUAAAAGCUCGAAACAAGAACUGAAAUUGGAAGUUAUUUGGAUUGGCCGAAAUUCUAUGAAACUUAAACUAUCAAUAAACAACUAGAAAGUGUAGUUGAAACGAUAACCGUAGGAAAAUACGAUUUCAAGAAAUUGUACGAUUAGUAAUUGUCAUUGUUAAUUACGACUGAGAAAGACUAUUAUUUCGUAGCGAUUACAUUCCAUGUGAUUCUAUACCGAUAUGUUAAAGUAAAUUGCAAGUGCGUGGCAAUAUCUUUGUCGUGGAAAACAGUGGAGAAAAGUAGUCGAAGAAUAAUCGAUGCACAAUUAAUGAAAGUUGGAAGAGAAGUCUCGCAAGGCCUGCGACACACGUAUGCUUUGCAGGAGGUACCCGAGUGGUUGGUAACAGAGACGCUUAGUGGAUGAAUACGGUCCUGCGCGAUCCCCUCCACCUUCCUCAUCCCGCUAUACGACCAGUCAGUUCCUUGUUUGCCAUACAAAAUCCAAUAGUUUGCCUUGUACCUCGAGAGAGUGCGAGUAUGUCUUUUGCAUUUGGGUAUUUUUUUAAAAAGUGCGGUAAUUCGUCCGUGUACUCGCGAAAAUGUGCAUUUUACUGAGUUUCUUCACACAUACGACAAGAUUUCGAUGGUUCUGAGAGGGAGAUCCGAGAAAGCAUAGUGAAUUCCUGUCUGAGAGACCAGACCGACCGGCCCGUUCAGGCUUCGUCGAUUUUUUGGUCGUGAAAAAACAACGGGGCCGAAGCUUUUGUGCGGAAAGUCAGUUUCGACGGCUGGAAAAAGGACCGAUAUAUCGACAAGAAAAUCCAGUGUACUGAAAAGUGCUUAUACCCGACACUCGAGGUGACUCCUUUGUAAAAGGAGCACCGCAGGACGAAUAUUUUUCCACUGGAGCUCUCGGGAAAAUGUGUUAUGUAUUUACGUGGAAUAUUGCGUAACGUCGAGGGCCGGGAAGUGUUUGGAAACGUGCAACACUGACAAACCUCGCUUCGACGACUUCGCAGCACGGGCUGUACGCGUCCGUGCAGCUGGCUUUACCGGCUCUAUUUCGUCUCCUCUGUGUCCCAGCGAAAUUCCCCGACCGAGGCUCGAUAUCGCGGAUCGAAAUUCUGUCCAACGAAGAAACUCCACCGACGCUCGUCUCUCCUCGUGGAAGUGCACAAACUUUCCUACCGAUCAAAACUUCGUUUCAAUCAACGACCACUUGCUUCACUGGAUAACUUCUCUCGAAAUUCAUUUUGGUGCAAGGACGUUCAACUUCUUUUCAAAUGGAAAUUGCAUUUCCAAUGUGAUCUGCGAUGAAACGUGUUCGCGGGCUGGACGAGGUAGCAUCACCAGCAGCAGCAACAUUAAAGCACUCGUCAGUGAGUGCAGGAAGUGGCGGAGGAGGUAGUUUGGAGUACCAUUCAAGCAGUGGAAUAGGCGUUGUUGUACCUGGCCAAGCAGUUCGAUCAGUUGCUUCGAAAGAAAUGCCGGGCAGCAUACAAUUUGGAACUGCCCAAGCUCAACAGCAAUAUACUGGAGCAAUUGUAGUGCCGACCGCGGCCCCGUCCCCCAUUAAGGGAAGUGGAUCUGCAGGACUCACUUCUACAUGUAGCAGUAGCAGUGUAAAUACUGGUGGAGGUUUACACGGUGGAAUAGGUGGUGGGAGUAACCAUAGUAUGGGUUCCCAACAGCCUACACCAGGAACACAAAGUCAGGUUCAUAGUCAACAGCAACCAACAAUAAGGCAUAAGGUUCAUUCUGGCAAUGUAACACCAUUAGCUUCUACUCCACCAGGCACAAGCCUAGGUGGCGGCAGUGGUUCCCAACAAUUUCAGAGAUUGAAAGUAGAAGAUGCGUUAUCUUAUUUAGAUCAAGUAAAGUACAAAUUCAGUGAUCAGCCUCAGGUGUAUAAUGAUUUCUUGGAUAUUAUGAAAGAAUUUAAGUCUCAAAGCAUAGAUACACCAGGAGUAAUAACAAGAGUAAGCCAUUUAUUUAAAGGGCACCCUGAACUUAUUGUUGGUUUCAAUACCUUUCUUCCACCUGGGUAUAAAAUAGAGGUGCAAGCAAAUGAGCAAGGAUACGCAUUUCAAGUGUCAGUUAGUAUGCCAAGUCCAACAGCAACACACACUUGCGCUAGCUUAUCACAGCAUCAUUGCACUGUGAAUGUUGGUUCACCUCCUGUUGCAAGUCCACCAACACAACCAGCGAAAGCUCCUCCAGUAUUGCAGAUAAUGCAAGGGGGCACAAACAUGCACCACUCUCUGGCAAAUAAUAUUUCGAAUAAUAGCUUGACAGUACAUGCACCUUCGCCACCACCGGUACAGGCAUACAAUAAUUCACAUGUUAGUGCAGCUCAAGCGCAGGCUGUGAGUCAAGCAUUAAGUCAAGCACAAGAUGGUAUACCCACCAGUGGACAAACUCAACAAAGCCAACCAGUUGAGUUUAAUCAUGCGAUUAAUUACGUUAACAAAAUUAAGAAUCGAUUCCAAGGUCAACCAGACAAGUAUAAAAGAUUUUUAGAAAUUCUGCAUACUUAUCAGAAAGAGCAGCGAAAUUUAAAAGAAUCUGGACACAUGGGUGGUACAAGUGGAUCUGGUGCAUCUGGUGGGGCAAAACAUUUAACGGAAGCAGAAGUUUAUAGCCAGGUUGCCAAGUUAUUUGAAAAUCAAGAAGAUUUGCUGGCUGAGUUUGGACAAUUUUUGCCAGAUGCUACUAAUCAACAGAGUUCGUUGAGUAACAAGACUGCUACAGUUAACGAUCACACAACAAUUGUCAAGAAACCAUUGGGACCUAAAGCACCUUAUAAUAAUUCGGGAAAUAUUUCAAGAGACCUUCGUGAAUCGGGUGGUACUGGUACAAUAGAACGCGAAAAUCGCGAUCAUAGAGAUCGUGACCGAGAGCGAGAUAGAUCUGGUAUACGAGAUAUUAAUAGCGUACAAAAAUUUGGUCACAAUACGGGACAAUUGAAAAGAAGUCCAUCGUUUUCACCUUCGGUAACAGCCGGAAACUCUCACCAUAUACAGCAUGGUCCACCUUUGAAAAAGCCUAAAGUAUCGUCUAUGCGUGAAUGUGUUACUAUAGCUGAAGCUGGAAAAUAUGGCAGUCUCAAUGAUUAUGCUUUCUUCGAUAAGGUUCGUAAAGCAUUGAGAUCGCAAGAAGUAUACGAAAAUUUCCUUAGAUGCUUGGUUUUGUUUAAUCAAGAGAUAGUUUCUAAAUCUGAGUUGGUGCAGUUAGUGACGCCAUUUCUUGGUCGUUUUCCUGAACUAUUGCGGUGGUUUAAAGAUUUCCUGGGCCACUUGCCCGAGUCUUCUAGUACCAACACAACAAAUGCAAGUAGCAAUUUAAAUGUUGAAGCGCUACCAAAUAAUGUUGUACGAAGUCAUCAAGAGAGACCACAAGGUGAUCUGGCGAUGGAAAUUGACUACACGGCAUGUAAGCGUCUAGGGGCAUCAUACUGUGCGUUACCAAAGUCUUACGUUCAACCAAAGUGUACAGGAAGAACGCAACUGUGUAAAGAAGUUCUCAAUGAUACAUGGGUUUCAUUCCCGACUUGGUCUGAAGAUAGUACAUUCGUAACAUCCAGGAAAACUCAGUACGAGGAAUUCAUUUAUCGUUGCGAAGAUGAACGAUUUGAGUUGGAUGGUGUAAUAGAAACUAAUGCGUCAACGAUCAGAGUUCUCGAGGGUGUCCAUAAGAAAAUGAGUAGAAUGAGCCAAGAAGAACUUCAAAAAUUCAAGCUCGACGAUUGUCUCGGUGGUUGUUCGCCUACAAUUCAUCAGAGAGCCUUGAAGAGGAUAUACGGCGAUAAGGCGGCUGACAUUAUAGAUGGUCUUAAGAAAAAUCCUGUAGUAGCUGUACCAGUAGUCCUUCGUCGAUUAAAGAGUAAGGAAGAAGAAUGGCGGGAAGCACAAAAAGGUUUCAAUAAACUCUGGAGAGAACAAAACGAAAAAUACUACUUGAAGUCCCUGGAUCAUCAAGGUAUCAAUUUCAAGCAGAACGAUGUUAAGGCCCUAAGGUCCAAGAGCCUAUUUAAUGAAAUUGAAACGUUAUAUGAUGAGAGACACGAGCAGGUAGACGAUGGUAGCGGGGAUGGUCAAAAUAAUAGCGGUCCACACCUUGUAUUACCUUACAAAGAUAAGUCUGUCCUAGAUGAUGCAGCUAAUCUUCUUAUCCAUCAUGUAAAGCGUCAAACGGCCAUCCACAAGGAAGACAAGCAACGAAUAAAGCUUUUGUUGAAGCAUUUUAUACCUGAUCUUUUCUUCCAUCCACGCCAGGAACUAAGUGACGACGAAAGGGAUGAAGACGAUGAGAAGGAAGAUCUCAAUGUAGCAGCAUGUAGUAAUUCUCAGUCGGUAACGAUGAAUACCUCUCCGUUGGGUGGUGGUGGCCUCCAAGCAAAUAGGAAUAAGGCGCCGGUAUCUCCGAUUCCGUCUUCCACGUCUAUUAAAGUCGAACCUGAUAUCAAAGUACCGAUCCAUGCGAUGUCGGAUGAUCCUGAAGAAGCGUACACGCUCUUCAUGGGCAGCAACAAUUGGUACCUUUUUUUAAGGUUACAUCAUAUAUUAUGUGAAAGAUUAACAAAAAUGUACGACCGGGCUCUGGCUCUUGCUGAAGAGGAAUCACGGUACAAACAGCAGCGUAAAGAGAGCACAGCUGUCGCGUUACGGUUAAAACCUAAAAAUGAAAUUGAAAUUGAAGAUUACUAUCCAGCAUUUUUGGAUAUGGUUAAGAAUGUUCUAGACGGUAAUAUGGAAAGUACUGCAUAUGAGGAUACCUUACGAGAAAUGUUUGGUAUUCACGCAUAUAUCGCUUUUACGUUAGAUAAGGUUGUAACAUACGCUGUGAGACAAUUGCAGCAUUUGGUCUCAGAUCUUAUAUGCCAGCAGUGUAUGGAAUUAUUUCAGCGAGAACAACGACAACCAAAAGAAAGUAGUGGUGCAGGUGGUUUAUGUGCUACAGCGUACAUGAGACUCGGUGCAGAAAUGUCGUAUCAGCGUAAAGCUGAAAAGGCUAUGGCGGACGAAAAUUGUUUUAAAAUAUACAUUUAUAAGAAAGACUGUAAAAUGACAAUGGAAUUGUUGGAUACGGAAGGUGAUGAAGCGAUGGACAACAGUUGUAGGGAAAGAGAAAGGGAAGGAGUUACGGUAUCUGAAAAGUGGUCUACAUAUGUUGAGAGGUUUUCUGCUCCAGCUGGUCAGACUAGCCCGAAAGACACCCCUACCUUAACAGACAAUGAGCCAACAACCAAUCAUCCUGUGAGUAACGACCAGGCAGCAAGGGGGGGGAGGGGCAGAAAGCGCAAGAACACUGACAUUAGCAAGAAGAUGGAUGGAAAUGGUUGGAGUUCUUUAGGCAGAAUCUUGGCAGGACGUAAGCCUGUAUUUCUUUACCGUAAUAUUAGACAGUGGAGGAAAAAAGCUGCAAGAAUGAUGUCAGCAUCAGUGCCUAGCACCAAUCAACCAGAUAAAGCAGCAGGAUCAACUGACAAAGAAAAAUCACUGGAUUCUGUGGAUGCGAUCCUAAAGCGACCUCCUGGUUUAAGAUUAGCAGAUUCUGGGGAUACAUCUGACAUUAUCAAUUCCGAUGAAACCCAGUGUAGAUUUAAUCCUAAUAGUUACCAAAUGCUUUAUAUUGCUAGUAAGGAAGCAUUCCUGUAUAAACAAAAUUCUUUCAGUCGUGCCAGGGAGUGUCAUCCAUCUGUUACAAAGCACUUGAAUUCAAAGUUCCAUCAAUGGCUAUCGGGUUGGGUAUCCAAGAAUGUCGCGGAUGUUCAACACCGAUUAUGUCAGGAUUGGUUGAUGGGACGUUAUGAAAAUUUAAUUCCUCAUAAAACACGAGUGAUCACGGACAAUGAUCAAACGAGAACGCCUUAUCGACAAUACAAUCGUUAUCGAGUGGAACGCUUGCAACCCGAUUCUCUGACAGAACCAAGUGUAUAAUCAUACGUCUGUUAUCAUUUCUUUACUAUUCUCUGAGAGCAUAUUGAUAAUACUGAGACUCGUUUCGAUAGUCUCAUAUUCAUAUUUUCUGUUACAAAAAGAAAAUAAUACUUAAGAGAGGGUUACAUCGAAGGCAAAAUCGAGACUGAUUCUUGAACUAUAUCGCGCGUAUGUACAACGAGAGAACGUCUUAUUUUGCCAACGAAGUUUAUCGCGAACGAAGAAGAUGUAGAAGUGGUCGUUAAGAAAAGAAAGUAUUGAAGAUUACAAAUGAAUCGUCUAUACAUUGUGUACUAAACUUAUUGCAUACAAUUUUUAACUAAAUUUGAUUCUUUAACUGUACAGGUAUGGAAAAUUUGAUACAAAUUGAAAUAUCGCUGACUUGUUGAAGUUGUUGUUUGUCUAAGGGUUUAGUGUUGAACGUUUCUUCAACAUAAAGUACUAAAUUAACUAUUGAACCAAAUGUUAAAAAAGAUGAUCAGUUAUAAUGAGCGAUAUUUCUAAUUGUAUUGAAGUUAAGCUUGUGAUCAGGUAAUAUAAGAUAUUUAAACAUAUUGUUUCAUUUCUGAAAAUCGAGUACUUUUCGAUAAAACUAGAUAUAGAUUUUCCAGGUAAGAUUUUACAUAAGAGAGUAAAAUAAUGGUAAAACUUUUGAUACUUUAUGUAAUAUCUUAAAUAUUUAGGAAGACUAUGAUAAUAUAAUUGUUGUUUAUAAGCAUAUUGCAGAUUCAGCCAAUUUUAUUUUAUUAAGUAUUUUAUUUUUAUAGACUUACACAAUUGUCAUUGAAACAUUGAACAUCGUUAGUGAUUAAAAGAAGCUAUUAAAAUUUCGAUUCGUAGUAUGUUAUAUUAUUUAAUUCACGACUGUCUAUUUAUAACUGGAACGUAACGAAAGAUUGGGUUAUAAGAAAGCUGUAUACUUUUUUUUGAAUAAUAACUUUAUAUACAUGUAUGUAAAAUAUCUUUCAUUCGAAGUUUUUAAUAACUUACUUCUCUUAUUUUUCUUACGAAUGUCGCGAUCGAAGUUUCCGUUCUCUUGAAUACGGUAUACAUAAAACUGUACGUAUAAAUACAUGCUUGUACAGAUGUAUGUGCAUGUAUGUAUGGAUAUGCGAUAAUUGAGUGCAUAUAUAUGUACAUACAUGCAUAUGUAUGUAUAUAUAUGUAUAUAUACAUAUGAAACGAAAAAGUACUAGGCCUUAUUUUUUACCUGAUCUUUAGGCUAUUCGAUAGAAAAUGUAUAAUAUUAAAGUAUGAUGGUGUUCCUGUACAGUGCAAAGCUGUUGACAACAUUAGAAUACGGCGUUUAUCGAAAGACAUUGAGAGGUAUUGACUCACCACGCACGAGAUACAUAUAUGGCUAUAGUUAUUAUUUUACGUUAUUCUUAAGUAUGUAUCUUUUUUAUUAAUUCUUUUACUUGUAUAUUGAUAUACGAGACACACACGUAUUGAACUUGUUGAAAAUUUACAAAUCAUCUUUUAUAUUGUCGAUAUCAAUCACGGCGUUAAAUUUUCAAUGUUUUAAACUUUCACAAGAAAGGAAGGAAGGAUAAUACAAAAUUGAAUGAAGAAAAUCGUGCGCGGUGAAAGAAAAGAAGCACAUAAUACCUUUGCAAGGUUCAGACUGUUUAUAAUAAUUGAAAAAGGCGAAUUGGUUUCGUUCCAAUCAUUCAAACAAAAAAAUGACGUUUAAAAUAUGACAGAUAAUAAUGUGUGCAUAAAUUUUGGAUUGAAUACAUUUUUAUCUUAAUUAUACAGAUUUAGUUGAAAUCUUAGCGUCUCUGUUUUUCUGGAUAAUUUUGGAAAAAUACCAUUUUACAUAGAUUUACACAACCAACUAUAUAAACACAGACGCACUGUACUGUUCGGCGGUUAUGCGUAUAUUACAGUUAUAUAGUAAACUGUGUAUCUUAUGAAAGAUGAACAAAGAAAAGAAAGACCCGGUCUUCCGAUGCUCGACUACUCGUGACUAUUGAUGAUGAAUGAUACUGUAUUUUAUCGAGAAAUUGCUAAUUUUAAAAGUGUAUGUCCAUGUAUCAAAAGUGAAUGUACAGGCAAUUUUAUUACUCGAGAUAAUAAUUUAAUGUUGAUAUAUUUUGCACAAAUCAUUAUUAAUAUUAAUAAAUCAUUAAUAUUA
Molecule: messenger RNA, 9339 nt
Organism: Bombus pascuorum
Lineage: Eukaryota; Metazoa; Arthropoda; Insecta; Hymenoptera; Apidae
Gene: Sin3A
Product: paired amphipathic helix protein Sin3b
Exons: 18
Coding region: 2577-7202 (1541 amino acids)
Biological process (GO): negative regulation of transcription by RNA polymerase II
Cellular component (GO): chromatin
Molecular function (GO): transcription corepressor activity
Source: RefSeq, a predicted model, not a curated record